Lactuca saligna is the source of this 2688-nucleotide messenger RNA. NCBI's taxonomy places the organism in Eukaryota, Viridiplantae, Streptophyta, Magnoliopsida, Asterales, Asteraceae. The record is from the annotation of a GenBank genome assembly.
AUGAAAAAGCUCUUCUUUUUCAAGUCAUCCACAUCUAACAAUCAAGCACCAUCUCAAUCCAAAGAGAAUUCAUUUGGAGAUGAAGUUCAAGAUACCCGUAAAUCAAGAUCUAAAAAAGCUGCAUUUGAAGAUCAAAAUCAAAUUCAAACCAGUCCACAUCUUAGAAGGAGUCGCUCAUUUUCUUCAGGAACUUUUGUUGAUAGUGUGAUGCUCAGAACUCAAAGUGACUCUGCUUGUAGCAGCAGCAGUAAUGUCUCUCACAAGCAAUCUGCUCCUCGUAGUUCUUCACGUCGAGCUCUUACCCCAGAGAGGCAUUCAAGGGCAAAAUGGUUUGAAGAAAAUACCGGAGUCGAUAAUGUUUCAUUAGAAAGCUCAUCUUAUUGCUCAACAAAUGCAUCAAACAAGAUUCUUGAUCGAUACAUUGAUGGUGAACAACAUCAAGAAAAGAUCAGCAGAAACAACAAUUCCAACAUUAAAGGUCAUCAUUCUCAAAAUGGUGGUGGAAAAAGACCACCAAGAUUCCAAUACGCAGCACCAUCAUCACCACCACCACCACCUACUGCUACCGAAGGUGGUGGUUUGACACAGAAACCGAGGUCACAUUCCUUCAGAGACCCCAACAGAGAAUCCAAACUCUAUAUGUCCACUAGAGAUUGGGUUGAAAAUGGGGUUGUUCAUGGAUCCCCAAGAAAACUAGCAAAACAAGUGAUCGAAAGGCUUUCUCAAUCUCGUGUUUUGCCAAGGGUUGACUCGAAAGAAUUCGAACAUGACAUUCCAAUCACAUUAGAAGAUAUCUACGGUGGGUCCCACAAUCGAUUGUCUCCAGAUGGGCUUGAUGAUGAUGAUGAUGAUGAUGAUGAUGAUGAUUGCAGUAGGGUUUUGGAAUAUGAGGAAUCAGAAGAAGCUGAUGAGGUCUCUUUACUAAGGGCGGAAUUGCAUUCCCGGACUCGGAAACUGGAAAGAGAGAAGAAGGAGUUGCAGGCGGCAUUGGAAAAGGAAUUGGAUCGGCGGUCAACCGAAUGGUCAAUGAAGCUUGAAAAAUACCAAAUGGAAGAGCAUAGGUUGAGAGAGAGGGUAAGGGAGCUGGCUGAACAAAACGUGUCUCUUCAAAGGGAAGUAUCAUUGUAUGGUGAAAGGGAGUUAGAUAGUCAAAGCAGGGUUGAGAAUUCGGGUCAACAAGUCAAGGAUUUGACUUUAAGGAUGGAGGAAGUAGCUGAGGAGAAUCAAAAUCUGCAUCAAAAUCUUUCUGAGUUACAAGAUAAACACAGAGCAGCUGAAGAGGAUAGGGAUUGUUUCAAAAGAAACUACAUUGAGAAAGAUAAAGAAUGCAAGGAGUUGCAUAGGGCUGUUACAAGACUUCUCAGAACUUGCAAUGAACAAGACAAAACAAUUGAAGGGUUGCGUGAAGGGGUUAGUAAAGAAAUGAAGAAAAACGCUUCAUUGGAGAAUAGUAACUUUGACCAUGAACUGCGGUCAAAGUUGCAGAUGGAGCAGUUGAGGUUAACCGGGGUUGAACAGGCUUUGAGAAAGGAGGUGGAAUCUUAUAGGGUUGAGGUUGAUUCUCUUAGGCAUGAAAAUAUAAACCUUUUACACCGUUUAAAAGGGAGUUCAAAGGAAAAUGGCUUUUCCACCUUGAAGCUUGAUCAGGAAGUAUGGAGCCGUGUUCAGUGCUUGCAAAAUCAAGGAAUGUGUUUGAUUAAAGAUUGUGUGGUUUUAUGUUCAAAGUUAUUGGAAAAUAUCAAAGCGAGAGCAUGUCAUUCCUCUUUGGAAACCAAUGAAGCAUUACAGAAUGGGUUAGAUAGUCAAUUGAUCAUGGAAGCUGAUAUGAAACUUCAAGGGUUUAAGAGGGGAGCAGAAAGCUUAACAAGGAGUUUGCAGAUUGUGUCUGAUGUGGUACGUGACAAGUCCAAGUCCUCCACAGGAACUUCAGAUAGCGAGGAUGUUGUAAAGUGUGAUUUGAAAGCAGAGGCUUUGAUAACAAGUUUACUGAGGGAAAAACUUUACGCGAAAGAGGUGGAUGUAGAGCGGCUGGAGGCUGAGCUGGCAACUGCUGUCAGAGGAAACGAUAUUCUGAGAUGUGAAGUUGAAAAUGCAAUGGACACUCUUUCUUGUAUAACUCACAAGAUGAAAGAGCUUGAGAUGCAGGUGAUGAAAAAGGAUGAGGGGAUUUAUCGACUGCAAAACAGUCUGCAGGAUUGCAAAAAGGAACUGUCGAUUGUGAACGGGAUCUUACCGAAAGUUUCAGAGGAACGGGAUAUGAUGUGGGAGGAGGUGCAGAGGUACAGCGAGAAUAACAUGCUUUUGAGUUCGGAGGUUGGGAUGUUGAAGAAGAAGGUGGAAGCGCUUGAUGAGGAUGUGUUGAUGAAAGAAGGUCAGAUUACGAUUCUGAAAGAUGCACUUGGGAAGCCCUUUGAUCUUCUUUCCAGUCCUGUUCCUAGCGGAGGAGGAUUCUUGUUAUAAUAGUUUCAUACGCCAAUAAUUUUGUGUGGAUUUUUUUACCUUUUUACUUUUUUUUUUCUUAAAAAGAGUUUGGGAUUUUGGUUUCUUUGUAAGUAAACUGGUAAAUGAUAUGAUAGUUUGUGAACAAAUCAACAAAAGGGUUGCGGACAUUUUUUUACCGGUAAGUGGCUUAAAAGUGAGUUACUGCUCUGCUGGAAACCAACUUAACUACCUCUGGUUUGGUUGUGG